Messenger RNA from Tarenaya hassleriana, 1698 nucleotides. RefSeq names its product monofunctional riboflavin biosynthesis protein RIBA 2, chloroplastic. Lineage: Eukaryota; Viridiplantae; Streptophyta; Magnoliopsida; Brassicales; Cleomaceae. Bases 52 to 1548 code for a protein of 498 amino acids. Gene Ontology annotation, molecular function: GTP cyclohydrolase II activity; 3,4-dihydroxy-2-butanone-4-phosphate synthase activity. Gene Ontology annotation, cellular component: chloroplast. The transcript is spliced from 7 exons. The record is from RefSeq and is a predicted model, not a curated record. Gene Ontology annotation, biological process: riboflavin biosynthetic process.
UCGUUCUCUUCUUCUUCUUCUUCAAAGCUAUUCUUCUGUCUCUCGAUCUACAUGGGAAUGGCGUCACUCACUUUCCGAUGCGGAUCUGCUCCUCUUCUCCCUUCGUGUAAUCUUCAAGCGGCGAAACCAUUUAGAAAGAGCUGGUUAUGCCCCGGGAUCAUGUCGGACAAGCUGAUGGGAAGAUUGUAUGAAAGAGUCAGAUUCGCGGUGAUGUCUGGGGAGGGAGAUGUUCUGUUUUAUUCCAACAGCAAUGGAGCUGCAGGACAGGAGAGUUUGGUUAUGAAGCAACCGGGUCAAUUGGUAGGGGUUGAGGUUCCACCAGAAUUGACUGCAUUUGGAAUGCUUGCACCUGAAAUGAUUCCCCCAAUGGCGGUUCCCUCUGGAUGUGAAGCUGAAGAGUACAAUUUAGACCGGCCUACAGAAGGGUUUGCCUCCAUUCCUGAGGCUGUUGAGGAUAUUCGCCAGGGCAAGCUGGUGAUUGUUGUAGAUGACGAAGACAGAGAAAACGAGGGCGACCUUAUAAUGGCGGCGUCAUUGGUAACACCAGAAGCUAUGGCUUUUAUUGUUAAUUAUGGGACUGGAAUUGUAUGUGUGAGCAUGAAAGGCGAAGACUUGGAAAGGCUGGAGCUUCCCCUGAUGGUGACACAAAAGGAGAAUGAGGAAAAGCUUUCCACAGCUUUCACCGUCUCAGUGGAUGCAAAACGGGGAACAACAACAGGUGUUUCAGCUCGUGAUAGAGCACAAACAAUAUUAGCUCUUGCAUCAAAAGAUUCUAAAGCUCAAGACUUUAAUCGGCCUGGUCAUAUUUUUCCACUGAAGUACAGAGAGGGCGGUGUUCUUAAAAGAGCAGGACAUACUGAAGCUUCUGUAGAUCUAGCUGCAUUGGCUGGCUUAGAUCCAGUAGCGGUUUUAUGCGAGAUUGUAGAUGAUGAUGGCUCUAUGGCUAGAUUACCAAGGCUCCGCCAGUUCGCUCAGGGAAACAACUUGAAAAUAAUUUCGAUUGCUGAUUUAGUCAGGUACCGGAGGAAAAGAGAGAGAUUAGUGGAAUUGGCUGCUGCUGCACCUAUUCCAACAAUGUGGGGACCUUUCAAAGCGUAUUGCUUCAGAUCAUUGCUUGAUGGAGUUGAGCACAUUGCAAUGGUUAAAGGAGAGAUAGGGGAAGGGAGAGAUAUACUGGUGAGAGUGCAUUCAGAAUGCUUGGCAGGAGACAUAUUUGGUUCUAGCAAAUGCGCAUGCGGAAAACAACUAGAAAUGGCAAUGAAACAGAUAGAGGCGGCCGGGAGAGGAGUGUUGGUGUACCUUCGAGGCCACGAGGGAAGAGGCAUCGGGUUAGGCCAUAAGCCACGAGCCUACUCUGAUCCGUCAGAGGCCGUGGAAGAGCAGACGGGGUCGGCUUCCGAGUCACGGGAGUAUGGGAUUGGUGCACAGAUUCUGAGGGAUCUGGGGGUGAGGGGGAUGAAGCUGAUGACAAACAACACAGGAAGCUACGUGGGUCUGAGAGGGUAUGGUCUCUCCAUCUCCGCAAGGGUUCCUCUCUCGCCCCAUUAAAGACAAAAAGAUAUCCCUUUUUGAGUUUCUCUGUCUUAAGGCCUUGGGGUUGGAUUUGUAGGUGGGUGAUAUUGACUGCUCAUUCCCCUUUUGUUUUACACUUUUUUUAGAAUUAAAUUAUAUAUAAUUGCCGUUGAUUACAUAUCUGAA